Molecule: messenger RNA, 585 nt
Organism: Zonotrichia albicollis (white-throated sparrow)
Lineage: Eukaryota; Metazoa; Chordata; Aves; Passeriformes; Passerellidae
Source: RefSeq, a predicted model, not a curated record
GUUGGCGCCGGGUUCCUGCUGCUCCUGCAGAAGCUGGAAGAUGCCCGGAGCCAGGAGUCGCCGAUGAAGCCCAUCCCGAAACGGGUGCUGGGACACGCGUUCAUCUUUGCUGUCACGCACAAAGAGGAGAGGCCCUGGACCACGGCGAGGAGUCGGGCUGUGGCUCAGGAGGUGCUGGAGCGGCUGCUCCGGACUGCAGGCUGCGGGUCCGUGGAGGAAUUCCUGCAGGGAAAGGAGGGGGAUGAGGAUGGAAGAUUCGGAGAGGUGAUGGGGCUCCUGAAGCAGGAGUUAACCAAAGACACCUGGAAGUGUAACCCAGCCUCCAAGGACGUGUUCUCCUGGUCCCUGCUCCGUGUCAGCCGGCCCUGGCUGUGCCCGCACCUGGAGCGGGUCCUGCCGCCCGCGCUGCUCCUCUCCGACGACUUCCAGGAGGAGAACAAAGUGCUGGGCGUGCGCUGCCUGCACCACAUCGUCCUCAACGUGCCAGGAGCGGAUCUGUGCCAGUUCAACAGGGCCCAGGUGGUUUUCCAUGCCCUCUACAACCACCUGUACUCACGGGAGGCUCCUCUCAUCCAGGCGGUGCUG